Salvia hispanica is the source of this 1092-nucleotide messenger RNA. The record is from RefSeq and is a predicted model, not a curated record. NCBI's taxonomy places the organism in Eukaryota, Viridiplantae, Streptophyta, Magnoliopsida, Lamiales, Lamiaceae.
AUGGCAGAAGCAGUGGUGUCAAUUGCUCUUGAAACCAUCCGUGAUUUGCUAUUGGAAGAGGGAAGGUUUUUAGCUGGUGUGGGCGAUCAAGUCGGGGAGCUUGAGCGGCAGCUCAAAGAGAUGAAGUGUUUCCUCCAAGACGCUGACAAACGAAGACAUGAAAGCAGGACGAUCUUCAAUUGGAUCUCGGAAAUCAGAGAUCUCGUCUACAGAUCCGAAUCCGCCAUUGAAAGACACACAGCUUAUCAAGUUUCUUCAAGGAGAAGAGGCCUCCGGCAGUUCGUCUGCAAAUAUUCCUGCAUUUUGGAAGACUGCUACUCACUCCACCAAUUAGGCUCCGAGAUUUCACAAAUUACAUCAAAUCUGGAGAGGAUAAGCAAGGAUAUGCAAGAAAAUGGCAUAAAAAGAAGCAUGAUCAUGAAUCCACAUGGAGAGGGGGAAAGCUCGGGUGGAAACAACACGUCAAGGAAGACUUUCCCCAAUUUGGAGAUGGGAGAUUGCUUUGUAGGCAUGGAGGAUGAGCUGAAGCAGCUUGUUCAUCACCUAGGGAAAGAUACAGAGCAUCGAAUUAUUUCAGUGUGGGGAAUGGGAGGCUCAGGCAAGACCGCCAUUGCCAAGAAGCUCUACAACGAGACGACCGACUUUGAUCUCUCUGCGUGGGUUUGCAUUACUCAGCAAUGCGAGACUCGAUCUGUGUGGGAGGAUGUUCUGAGGCAGCUAGAGAAUCAGAAGAAGAAUAAGAAGAGUGUUUCAAGUGUGAACGAUGAGCUACGAAUAAAGGAGGUUCCAAGUCUGAGCGACUCAGAGUUGAUUGAGAGACUAUGUGAGAUACAAAGAGAGAAUCGAUGUCUGAUUGUGUUGGAUGAUCUUUGGGAGCUUUCUCAAUGGGAGGAGUUGAAGCAUCCUUUCGUUGUCCAAAAUUUGGAGAGCAAAAUAUUGGUGACAACACGGAAACAAAAAGUUGCAGAGAUUGGAUUGGCAGUGAAACAUGGGCUUUUACAUAUGGAUGCUGCUUUGGAACUACUUAAAAACAAAGCAUUUCAGCAUAGAAACAUUCCAGGUCAAUUUUAUAUUACUCUCCCUGUCUUCUAG